AUGCGACAGCGCCGCCCGGUCUUGCAGGAGGUCUUCCGGCCUGGUCCGGACGCAGGAGAGGAUGAGGAGCAGUACCGAAAACGGAUGAAAAGGCAAGAGCAGGAGAUGGCUCCCUAUCUGAUUGGCAUCGUACUGUUCAUCGCUGUGGCUGUGGCUGCUGUUCUCAUGUGGUGGCACCCCCACAUCGACUUCCACCGCGCACCCGCCAGCAAGAGGGACUUGGAGAAGGCUGAGGUUUUGGCAAAUCUCAAGAACCACACCAUUCUUCACGUCGGUGGCUUGCAUUACAGCGGCCUGACGCUCUUGUCUGAGCUGUUGAUCCAGCACCCGGAUCUGGCUGGGAUGAGACAUCAGGAGGGUGCUGACAAGCGCAAGACCCACUGGGUGAGCGACGUGGCCAACGACGGUUGUUACCUGCAAACAGUGAUUCCGAAUUUCGGCACUGACCAUCGACAAUUCAUGCUCUGGAAGUCUCUGAGCAAAUUCGCUAAGCGAAUUCUGCCCGAAUCCGCUGUGGAGCGCUUUCCAUGGAUGAAGAUGCGCCAGGGGAUCGGCCGCUUUGCUCUCCAUCCAGGGCACCACUUGGAUGAUAGUUCUUCCCUGAUCAGCAGCCGAGCCCAGGUGCACCUCUUUAGCGAAUGGGCGCUCUUUUGGGACCUUUCCAAGAAGGUUCUUUUGGAGAAGUCUCCCUCCAACGUGGUUCUUUCACCCUUUCUCCACCGUUUGUGGUCGUUGGAUCUCGAGACACCAAGCCCGGGGCGCUUCAUCUUCCAACAGCGGCAUCCCUUGGCCGUGGCCAUCGCCACCAAGAUCAAGCUGGGCGCGCAGAUAGGCGACGAUUUGAGCCUGGCUGAUCUGAUGGAGAACUGGGUCAUGGCAGAGGAACGACGCGCCAAGGAUAUUGAGUCCUACUUCGAGUACUACGGCUUCGGCAAAGAUGUCUACCGCAUCCUACAAUUUGAGGACCUGCUUCGCGAGCCUGACAAGGCUGGGAAGAGGUUACCGGUGGUCAGGAAGGUUACAAAUGUGGACAGAAAACAGGAGAAAUAUCAGGAGCCCCCUCAAUCACCCUUCCAACAUGCAGAAUAG
Messenger RNA from Cladocopium goreaui, 1089 nucleotides. Lineage: Eukaryota; Dinophyceae; Suessiales; Symbiodiniaceae. The record is from the annotation of a GenBank genome assembly.